AACACAAAAAUCACAUCACACUGAUCAGCGAAACAGUGUUUCGAAUUUUCCAGGGAAAAGCUCGGUGGUUAGAUUCCGGAUACUUCUCCGAUCGGAGAGGUUACCGGCGGCGAAGUGGACCCCAGCACCCCUCAAUUCCUGAUUGUGGAGGAGUUUUGUCUGGUUUUGUGCAUAUUUAUGAGCACGAGAUCUCGAAAUUCCAUAAACAGUUUGACUUUUGGGAAAGAUUGGAGGUGGGAAUGAGGCAAAUAGGUGAUAAGUUUGACGUUCUUGUGAUCCUGGUGUUUUUGCUCUUGGUUUCUACCAUAUCAAAGGCAUCUGAAAGCAAAGAUGGCUUCAAUCGGUGUGAACACAUUGUCAAACAGUGGGCGUCUUCUUCACUUGACUUGGAAGUCAAAGAUGACAAACAUGUCUUGCAGAACUUGCUCUUUUUUCUUCAUGUCCCCAGGACUGGAGGGCGAACAUAUUUUCAUUGUUUUCUUAAAAAGCUUUAUGCCAGUUCAUUGGAGUGUCCACGUUCUUAUGACAAGUUAAGGAUUGAUCCAAGAAAACCAAAAUGCCGCUUGUUGGUUACUCACAAUGACUACAGCAUGAUGUCCAAACUUCCCAAGGAUGAAACUUCUGUGGUGACAAUCCUUAGAAAUCCAAUUGACCGUGUUUUUAGUGCUUAUGAGUUUUCUGUGGAGGUAGCAGCUAGGUUCUUGGUGCACCCUAACUUAACGUCUGCCACUAGAAUGUCUGGACGGCUGCGUUCGAAAAAUACAAUAAGCACUCUAGAUAUUUGGCCAUGGAAGUACUUGGUCCCUUGGAUGAGAGAAGAUCUAUUUGCUCGAAGGGAAGCAAGAAAGCAAAAGGGCAAUUCUGUUGUUGCAAGCACUAAUCCAUAUGAUAUGGAGGAGAUGGUGAUGCCUCUACAUGAAUAUAUCAACAACCCUAUUGCUCGGGACAUCAUUCACAAUGGAGCCACGUUUCAGGUCGCGGGACUUACAAACAACUCUUAUCUGACAGAGGCACAUGACGUUCGUCACUGUGUACUGAAGUAUCAGUCUCUUGGAGAAUAUGUGUUGAAGGUUGCAAAGAAGAGGUUGGAUGAUAUGUUGUAUGUUGGACUCACAGAAAACCACAAGGAAUCAGCCACCAUGUUUGCAAAUGUAGUCGGUACUCAGGCAAUUUCACAGUUCACUGGUUCUAGAUCACAUGGAGAUCAUGCUGCUAACAACAAUUCAGAACAGAGAUCUUCACUGCUAGAAUCUGAUUUUGAUAACACUUAUCACCAUAACAACAGCUCAUACGAAAAGCCCAGUCAAAUCUCAUCAGUUGAGCGAGGUGAAGCGACAAAGGAAAAUAUGACUGUAGGAAAACUCAUGGAUGUGUAUGAAAGCUGCAUUUCGAACUUAAGGAAGUCCCAGUCUGAAAGACGUGUAAAUUCUCUAAAGAAAAUUUCUCCAGCAAAUUUUACAAAGGAGGGACGUCGUCAGGUGUCUGAAGCACUUCUUCAGGAGAUCACAUCGUUAAACAGCCUAGACGUGGAGCUUUAUAAAUAUGCCCAAACGAUCUUUGCAAAUCAACACAAACUCAUGUUGCAGAACAAGAUUGUCACAAACCAGCAGGACCAUGGAUUCGACGAAUCAUAUAGUGCAUUUUCUUGGGAAGCCAUUUCUAUUGCCGUUUCCGUGCUCUUUGUGCUUCUAUUUGCUGUCCUGUUUGUAACUGCAAAAAGAAGAACAUCCAAACUUAAGUUAUGAUACAACUGUAUUGCAAUAUCACCAACAUUAGUGACCGGAAAAAAAAAAAGGAAAAGAAAUUGAAUAGAAAGAUAAAUUUAGCUCAGUUAGCAUGUAAGAUGAUCAUGCCUUAUUAGUGGAGGUAACUACACCCACAUGCAAUUUUGUGAGUAAAUCAAAGCUUAAUGUAAAAUUUUGUUUAUGUCAGAUCCAAUACUGGCUACUGGUUCUUA
Nicotiana tabacum (common tobacco) is the source of this 1957-nucleotide messenger RNA. Its product is annotated as protein-tyrosine sulfotransferase. Gene Ontology annotation, cellular component: membrane. Gene Ontology annotation, molecular function: heparan sulfate 6-sulfotransferase activity. The record is from RefSeq and is a predicted model, not a curated record. Lineage: Eukaryota; Viridiplantae; Streptophyta; Magnoliopsida; Solanales; Solanaceae.